Orycteropus afer afer is the source of this 738-nucleotide messenger RNA. NCBI's taxonomy places the organism in Eukaryota, Metazoa, Chordata, Mammalia, Tubulidentata, Orycteropodidae. The record is from RefSeq and is a predicted model, not a curated record.
AUGUGACCCCCUGGGUCGGUAGCCCAGCCACCGCCCUCACCUGAAGUCCAUCCGUCCGCGUCCUGUGAUCCGCUCGGCAUGUGUCCGCUGCGAAGUCUCCUCCUUGUGGCCAGCCUCACCCUGCUGGUCCACCUCAGCUUGGCCAGGAGCCUCUCUAAGGCUUUACCAGGCCCUGGGACGUUUGAGUGCCUCAACCACUCCCAAAACCUGCUGAGGGCUGUCAGCCACACGCUUGAGAAGGCCAGACAAACCUUAGAAUUUUACUCCUGCACUUCUGAAGAGAUUGAUCAUGAAGAUAUCACAAAAGAUAAAACCAGCACAGUGAAGGCCUGUUUACCUCUGGAAUUAACCAUGAAUGAAACAUUGCUCAGUCCGGCACCAUCUUCUUUUCUCCAGAACGGGAGUUGCCUGGCUUCCCAUGAGACCUCUUUCAUAACCACUCUGUGCCUUAAUAGUAUCUAUGAGGACCUGAAGAUAUACCAGCUGGAGUUUAAGGCUAUGAAUGCAAAGCUUUUAAUGGACCCCAAGAGACAGAUAUUUCUGGAUCAAAACAUGCUGGCAGCUAUUGAUGAGCUGAUGCAGGCCCUGAAUUUCAACACUGAGACUGUGCCACAAAAACCGUCCCUUGAAGAGCCGGAUUUUUAUAAAACUAAAAUCAAGCUUUGCAUCCUUCUUCAUGCUUUCCGAAUUCGUGCAGUGACUAUCGAUAGAAUGAUGAACUAUCUGAGUUCUUCCUAA